AAAAAAUCCCUAAGCUUUUUUUUUAUUGCAUGCUUGGGUGGGCCCAGUUUUACUUUUGGUUGAAUCUCCUUUUUUGAGCAUAUUUAUAACCUCCUCUCUUUUUUUGCUUUUGCUCUUAUUUUCUUUUUCUUCCUUUAUUUUCUAUUUGGUCAUUAUCAUUUAUACAGCUUUUUUUUUUCCUUUUUUUUUAUCCUUUCCUCUUUUUUUUUUAUUCUUCUUCCUUUCUCCAGAAAACCCUAAAAAAAUAAGAGCCUACGCAUUAUUCACAACUAAGCACUAAAAACUACUUCUUCACACAUAUCAUGGCUUGUUCAUCCGUUAUGUUACCUAAUUCACCAUUUACCUCAUCGUCAUCCUCUGCCGUCAGCAGCAAGCCAAAGACCAGUGCUUGUACUUCCCUUCCCACGACAACAGUGGUGCUCCCUACCCUACCCUCCUCCUCCUCCUCCUCCUCCAAGUCCGCUCAUCCCAAGAAAGAGUCUCUCACCUCGCAACCGUUGCCGUCGUCACCCAAGCAACAGCAAUCCACCCGUUCGAACAAGUCCAGCAACAAAUCCAAUAAAAAGAAGACUGGCUCAUCAUCGAGUUCGGACAGUGAGAGCGGCAAGAGUAAAAAGAAGGACAAGUCAAAGAAGAAAAGUCGCCGUAGUGACCGCACUAAACAAGAACCCGACGGCAUGCAGUCGGAUACUAGUUCCGGUUGUUCGUCGUCCAUGACAACUGAGACUGAGGAUUCUGAUACCGGAAAGAAGAAAUCGCAUUCACGUCGUCAGUCGAAACGCCCCAAGGGUUCUCCCAAGACUUCUUCCCUUCAAGCCGCAUCCGUUCACACCGUUUCAUCUUCCUUGGACUUGAAGAGCAGACAACAACCUUCACCUAGUUCACGUCGUCGGGCCAAUAGCGCUGUGGACCACAUGUAUGCCGGUCCAACGUUUAAUAACGCUCCUGCUCCCAGUACUUUGCCCAUUCCUGCCUUCCGUGAUCCUUUCUCAUCCUCUACUACUUCCUCCUCGAAUUCAUCCUCACCUUCUCCCAUGGUGUCAUCCCGUCCCCGUACUGUCUCCCUUCUCCAUCAUCACCCUGGUUUGGAUUCCCUCAUCUAUUCUGGACCGGCCACCACCACCAGUCCCUCUUUCCAUUCUUCGUCCUCCGGUUCCUCUUUCUCCUCCUCUGCCUCGCUUCAACAUCAAUCCAAGGAUUUGUUGAGUCUCUUGAUGCCUUACUCUUCUCCCUCCACUUCCACUCAUCCCACGCCCUUGUUUCCUUCCAAAAUGGCGACCGCUCCUGAUAUCGAAUCGCAUCAACACCAUCAUCUCACGGAAAUCCAGCGUGGUUUACAAUCGAUGUUGAAUAUUCAAGUGGCCGCCACUUAAAAAAAUGGCACCCACUUCACCUUGACAAGAGGAAGACGUACGAGUUGUUUCGAUAUCUUUUUUAUUUUUUUGGGAAUCCUUUCUUGACUUCACAUGCCAUUUUACCCACCGAAACUUGUCUUGUUCAUUAUUCUUUUGGUUUCUUUUU
Molecule: messenger RNA, 1521 nt
Organism: Radiomyces spectabilis
Lineage: Eukaryota; Fungi; Mucoromycota; Mucoromycetes; Mucorales; Radiomycetaceae
Exons: 2
Coding region: 303-1373 (356 amino acids)
Source: RefSeq, a predicted model, not a curated record